Molecule: messenger RNA, 15543 nt
Organism: Pipistrellus nathusii (Nathusius's pipistrelle)
Lineage: Eukaryota; Metazoa; Chordata; Mammalia; Chiroptera; Vespertilionidae
Source: the annotation of a GenBank genome assembly
AUGGGCAACGAGGCGAGCCUGGAAGGGGAAGGGCUCCCCGAAGGGCUGGCGGCGGCCGCGGGAGGGGCCGGCGGCGCGGGGAGCCCCCUGCCCGCCGCGCUCCCGGCCGGCGUGGAGGCGGACCUGAGCCGGCUGAGCGAGGACGAGAGGAGGCAGAUCGCCGCCGUCAUGUCAAGGGCGCGGGGGCUGCCGGCGGGGAGCGCGCCCGCCGCCGCCGCCGCCGCAGCCGCCGCCGCCGAGCCGCCUCCCCGGCACAGGAAACAAGAGUUGGAUAGUAGUCACCUUCCGAAGCCGCCAGGAAAACCACCGGACCCAGGGCAUCCCGCUCAGCCUGGCCUCAGUAAAAGCAGAACUACGGACACUCUGAGGUCAGAACAGAAAUUGCCUGGAAGGAGUCCUUCCACUAUUAGUUUGAAAGAAUCAAAGUCCAGAACUGAUUUUAAAGAAGAGCACAAGUCUGGUAUGAUGCCUGGCUUCCUCUCAGAGGUUAACCCUUUAAGUGCUGUCUCCUCUGUUGUAAAUAAGUUCAAUCCCUUUGAUUUGAUAUCAGACUCUGAUGCAUCCCAGGAAGAAACUGCCAAGAAACAAAAAACAGCUCAGAAGGAACAAGGAAAACCCGACGGGAUCACAAAGCCUCCAUCACAACAGCAGUCACCCAAGUCAGUUCCUAAGCAGCAAGGACCUGUGAGGGCCCCGCAUCAGCAGGAUGGCUCUCCCAAAUCAGCAUCUCAGCAACCAGAACAAAUGAAAUCACAACCUCCAGGGACCGGGAAGCCAAUUCAGGGACCUACCCAGGCUCCUCAGACAGAUCAGACGAAAUUGCCGCUCCAAAGAGAUGCCACUAGGCCUCAGACUAAACAGUCAGACACGGCGAAGGGAGAAUCCCCCAAACCCUCGCUGCAAAGCUCGUCCAAACCACCGACUCAGCAAACAAGCCCUGGAAAACCUCCAGCCCAGCAGCCUGGACCUGAAAAAUUUUCCACGCCACAGCCUGGACCUGCAAAACCCUCAGCUCAGCAGCCAGGGCCAGGGAAGACCCUGGCCCAACAGCCAGGGGCAGCAAAGCCCUCAGCUCAGCAGCUGAUAGACAAACCCCCAGUCCAGCCACCAGGGACAGUAAAGCCUGCAGCUCAGCAGCCUGGGUCAAAGUCUCCGGCUCAGCCUCUGGGACCAGCAAAGCCCCCUGCCCAGCAGAUGGGGCCACCAAAAUCCCCAGCUCACCAACCUGGGCCACAGCCUCCAGCUCAGCCAGCUGGGCCUACAAAGACACCUGCGCAGCAGGUUGGGCCAGUGAAGUCUCAGGCUCAGCAGCCUGGGCCAGGAAAGACUCCUGCUCAACAGCCUGGUCCAGCAAAACCUACAGCUCAACAGCCUGGCCCAACAAAGCCCUCACCUCAACAGCCUGGGCCAGUAAAACCUACAGCUCAACAGCCUGGUCCAGCAAAACCUGCAGCUCAACAGCCUGGUCCAGCAAAACCUGCAGCUCAACAGCCUGGUCCAGCAAAACCUGCAGCUCAACAGCCUGGUCCAGCAAAACCAUCAGCUCAACAGCCUGGCCCAGUGAAACCCCCAUCUCAGCAGCCUGGCCCAGCAAAACCCCCAGCUCAACAGCCUGGGCCAACAAAACCCCUAUCUCAGCAGCCUGGCCCAGCAAAGCCCUCAGCUCAGCAAUCUACCAAACCUAUAAGCCAAUCAGGAGCUGGGAAACCUCUGCAGCCACCAACUUCUCCAUCUGCAGCCCAGAUUCCAGUUCAAGGCCUCCCUAAAACCAUCUGUCCUCUUUGCAACACUACUGAACUUCUGUUGCAUCUUCCAGAAAAGGCCAAUUUUAACACAUGCACUGGAUGUAAAACCACUGUGUGCAGCCUCUGUGGUUUUAAUCCCAAUCCUGAUAUAGCCGAGGUAAAAGAGUGGCUCUGUUUAAAUUGUCAGAUGCAAAGAGCUCUAGGAGGUGACCUGGCUCCCAUUCCAUCAUCACCCCAGCCCAAACCGAAGGCAGCCCCAGUUAUUCCCGCAUCAGUGGUGAGCAAGCCAUCCCCACAGUCACAGCAGAUUUCUCCGAAGAAGGAUACUGCUCCCAAACAGGAUAUCUCAAAGGCACCUGAGUCUAAAAAACCUCCACCACUAUUGAAACAACCAACCCUUCACGGUUCUCCCCCCGUCACGGCCAAGCAGCCUCACGUGGCAGAAUCCUCAUCCAAGCCAGCCCCUCCCAAAGAGCCUUCUGUCCCAUCCGAGCCGGCCAAGGUCCCCAUGGCUGAUGAUAAACCAAAGCAGCCCAAGACGGCGAAGCCAGCCACAGACAUUGUGUCUUCAUCGCCAACAGCAACAAAACCUGAUAUUCCAAGCUCCAAAAUACAACCCCAGGAUCAAGAGAAAACAGCUCCUCCCCUGAAAACAGACUCUGCCAAACCUUCACAGAGUUUCCCACCAACUGGAGAAAAAGUCACCCCAUUCGAUUCUAAAGUCAUACCUCGGCCUGCAUCAGAUUCGAAAAUUUUAUCACAUCCGGGGCCCAGUGCGGAGAGCAAAGGUAAAAAACAAGUGGACCCAGUCCAAAAGAGGGAAGAACCCAAGAAAACACAAACCAAAACCAGCCCUAAGCCAGAUGCCAAGCCUGUGCCAAAAGGGUCACCAACACCUUCCGGCCCACGACCUACCGCUGGCCAAACUGCACCCCAAUCUCCCCAGCCACCAAAGCCUCAGGAGCAGUCAAGGCGUUUCAGCCUGAAUGUGGGGAGUAUUACUGAUGCUCCUAAGUCACAGCCCACCACCCCUCAAGAAACGAUGACGGGGAAGCUCUUUGGGUUUGGAGCGUCAAUCUUCAGCCAGGCAUCAAAUUUAAUCUCCACAGCAGGCCAGCCUGGAUCUCAUGCACAGAGUGGGCCAGGAGCCCCAGCAAAACAAGCCCCUCCUCCCGCACAGCCCCCUCCUUCUCAGGGGCCACCCAAGUCUACAGGUCAGGCACCACCAGCACCUGCCAAGGUCCUUCCUGUGAAAAAGGAAGCAAAAGCUCCAGGAGCUGAAAAAUUAGAGCCCAAAGCUGAGCAAGUUCCAACCGUCAAAAGAACAGAAACAGAAAAGAAGCCUCAGCCUACCAAAGAUCGAAAACCAUCAGCAGCUGAGCCUCCAAAGGCUGAGCUUCCCCCACAAGUGGAGAAACCCUCCAAACCAGCAUCAGCCUGUCCUCUCUGCAAAACUGAGCUCAACGUAGGUUCCAAGGAGCCUCCUAAUUUCAACACUUGCACCGAGUGCAAGCAACAAGUGUGUAAUCUCUGUGGAUUUAACCCUACGCCACACUUGACGGAGAUUCAAGAAUGGCUUUGUUUAAAUUGCCAAACCCAGAGAGCGAUGUCCGGGCAGCUUGGAGACAUGGGCAAAAUGCCUCCUGCACCGUCAGGGCCAAAAGCCCCUCCUAUGCCUUUUCCUACAGAGCAGUCACCUCAGAAAACGGCCACGCCUGGUCAAGCGAAAGUUAAAAAGAAGGAACAAGAAGCAAAAACAGAAGGUGACAAAAUCAUACCAGAAAAAGUAAAAGAAACACCUUUAUUUGAAAAAAUGUCUCCCAAGGUAACCACAGAUAAAAAACAAGAAGAACGUAAACAAGAAAAAGACCGAGAUUUAGCCCCUCAAGAAAAAAAAACAAUCCAUGAAGAAAAACAGCCUCCUCCUGAAGAAAAAAAGGCGGUCCCUGGAGACAAAAAGCCACCUCCUGAAGAGAGAAAACCAUCCACCGAAGGGAAAAAACCUCCUGAAGAAGAAAAAACAACCACUGAGGACAAAAAGCCAACCACUGAGGACAAAAAGCCAACCACUGAGGACAAAAAGCCAACCACUGAGGACAAAAAGUUUCCUCCAGGAGCAAAAACAUCAGCUCUAGAGGAGGAACAGAAACAGACUUUGCUUAAAACUCAAGUACAAGUUGCUGAAGAAAAGCCUGAAGACAGAGUGGCUCCGCAGGCAGUGCCAGGAAAGCAGCCACCCCCCAUGCAGAUGGAGGGUUUACUGCCUGGGACCCUUCAGACAUUGCCUGAGGGGGAUGAUGGGGCAGCUCAGGGAAUAAAAGAUCAGCCACAGGAAGUCCAUGCAGCAAAGCCUGAUCAGGUGGAACCUGGGAAAGAAAAAGCAGAAAAGGAAGAUGACAAAUCAGACACCUCAAGUACUCAACAGCCAAAAAGUCCACAAGGUCUAAGUGACACAGGAUAUUCUUCCGAUGGCAUAUCAGGUUCACUUGGUGAAAUCCCAAGUCUUAUUCCAAGUGAUGAGAAGGAUUUGCUCAGGGGACUCAAAAAGGACUCAUUUUCACAAGAAAGCAGCCCCUCCAGCCCCUCAGACUUGGCCAAGUUAGAAAGCACAGUCCUCUCCAUUUUGGAAGCCCAGGCAAGUACGCUCAUUGAAGAAAAGUCAGAAAAGAAAACACCACCCCAAGAGGUUUCUCCUGAGAAGCCUAAGGAGGAGCCGAAAACUCAGAGUUUAACUCAAACAAUGGAAACUACAGUUUCAGAAGAGAAGCUCAAAGAGAGCCAAGAAGCAAAGGACACUUUUACAAAAGAUGGCCAACAAGGUGCUCCUCCCAGAAAGGACCACAAAGAAAAGGCUGAGUUUGCUGAUGACAUAGCUGCCAGAAGACAGCCUUACGAUUCCGUGGAAGACAGCAGUGAAAGUGAGCACUCACCUGUCCCACCGAGAAAGCGGAGAACUAGUGUGGGCUCAUCAAGCAGCGAUGAGUAUAAACAGGAAGAUAGCCAAGGAUCCGGUGAAGAGGAGGACUUUAUUCGAAAGCAAAUCAGAGAAAUGAGUGCCGAUGAGGACGCUUCAGGUUCUGAGGACGAUGAGUUCAUCAGGAACCAGCUCAAACAGAUCAGUGGUAUUAUCGAGAGCCAGAAGAAAGAAGACACGAAAGGAAAAGGGAAAGUCACUGCAGGGAAACACAAGCGACUGACUCGAAAAAGUAGCACAAGCUUUGAGGAAGACGCAGGGAGGCGCCAUUCGUGGCAUGAUGAAGAUGAUGAGACGUUUGACGAAAGUCCUGAAAUUAAAUACAGAGAGACUAAAAGUCAGGAGAGUGAAGAACUUGUAGUUGCUGGAGGAGGAGGAGGGCUCCGUCGAUUUAAAACAAUUGAACUCAACAGCACGCUAGCAGACAAGUAUUCUGCAGAGUCAUCACAGAAAAAAACAGCUCUGUAUUUUGAUGAAGAGCCAGAAUUAGAAAUGGAAAGCCUGACAGACUCUCCAGAAGACAGGUCGAGGGGGGAAGGAUCCUCUAGUCUUCAUGCUUCCAGCUUCACUCCUGGCACAUCCCCUACAUCGGUGUCAUCGCUUGAUGAGGACAGUGACAGUAGCCCAAGUCACAAAAAAGGGGAGAGCAAGCAGCAACGCAAAGCUAGGCACAGGUCGCAUGGCCCUCUUUUACCCACUAUUGAAGAUUCUUCAGAGGAAGAAGAAUUGAGAGAGGAAGAAGAAUUACUGAAGGAGCAAGAAAAGCAGCGGGAAUUAGAACAGCAACAAAGAAAAAGCUCUAGUAAAAAAUCAAAGAAAGACAAAGAUGAGCUUCGAGCUCAGAGAAGGAGGGAAAGACCAAAGACCCCCCCCAGUAACCUCUCUCCCAUUGAAGAUGCAUCUCCCACAGAAGAACUGCGUCAGGCUGCGGAAAUGGAGGAGCUCCAUCGCUCUUCUUGUUCCGAAUACUCACCUAGCAUAGAGUCGGAUCCAGAGGGUUUUGAAAUAAGCCCAGAAAAAAUAAUUGAAGUGCAGAAAGUUUACAAAUUGCCCACAGCUGUGUCUUUAUACUCACCAACAGAUGAGCAUGCCGUUAUGCAGAAAGAAGGUGGCCAAAAGGCAUUAAAAAGCGCUGAGGAGAUGUAUGAAGAAAUGAUGCAUAAAACUCACAAAUACAAAGCUUUUCCAGCUGCAGAUGAGCGAGAAGAAAUGUUUGAAAAGGAGCCCUUGUAUGGUGGGAUGCUAAUAGAGGAUUACAUUUAUGAGUCUUUAGUAGAGGACACAUACAAUGGUUCAGUCGAUGAUGGUCUGCUAACAAGGCAAGAAGGUGAAAAUGGAUUUAUGCAGCAGAGAGGGCGAGAGCAAAAAAUAAGACUUCCAGAACAGAUUUAUGAGGAUCCUAUGCAGAAAAUUACAGACCUCCAGAAAGAGUUUUAUGAGUUAGAAAGCUUACAUUCUGUUGUGCCUCAAGAAGAUGUUGUUUCAAGUUCUUAUAUCAUCCCAGAAAGCCAUGAGAUAGUAGAUCUGGAUAGCAUGGUAGCUUCUACCAGUGAAGAAAAAAAGUUACUGGAUGCUGAUGCUGCCUAUGAAGAACUCAUGAAGAGGCAGCAGAUGCAGUUAACACCUGAAUCCAGUCCAACUCAACCCCCCAUCAGGGAAGACAUGGCAGAGGCCCCGAUGGACUUUGACAGGUUGCCCGAUGAAUCUUUGACAUCAAGUAUUCUUUCAGGAGCAUCUCUUACAGAUUCGACCAGCAGUGCGACACUCUCAAUUCCUGAUGUUAAAAUAACCCAACAUUUUUCAACCGAGGAAAUUGAAGAUGAAUAUGUAACCGAUUACACGAGAGAAAUUCAAGAGAUAAUUGCCCAUGAAUCACUGAUUUUGACCUACUCUGAGGCUUCAGAAAGUGCUACGUCUGUCCCACCCUCUGACACACCUUCCCUCACAUCAUCUGUUUCUUCAGUUUGUACCACAGAUAGCUCCUCACCCAGUACUACCCUGGAUAGCAUAACUACAGUUUAUUCAGAGCCAGUAGAUAUAGUGACUAAACUAGGAGAUCCUGGGGAUAUUUCUUCUUCAACAUAUUUUCAAGGUAGCAUCAUAGACUAUCCAGAAGAAAUAAAUAUGUCUUUAGAUCAGACUACCAUACCAGAUGGUAGAACUAGUACUGAUCAUCUUUCAAUUUCUUUAUCUGAUAUGACACCUUCUAUCUUAGAACCUAAAGAAACUAAACCCAAGGGGCUAAUUGCUGACACUAUUUCCACUGACUUAUCUAUAUCUGAAAAGGACUCAGUGAAGAAAGCCAAGAAGGAAACUGGGAAUGGAAUUAUUCUAGAAGUUUUGGAAGCAUACAGAGAUAAAAGGAAGGAUUCUGAGGCUGAACUAGCUAAAACUAGCUUAUCUGAAACCAUGUUUGAUCAACCGCCUUCUGGAAUAGCCUUUCCAAUGAAGGAGCAAGUUUCAGCUGCAUGCUUUGUAUCUGGAGAGAACUUUGGUCAAGCAAAACCUGCAUCUCAGUUACCAUCUGGCGGUCCUUCAGUUUCCUCUCUUCCAACUAAAACACACCCAUUCCUACGAAGCUCUUCUUUGGAUACAUCAGCUCAACCUCCUCCCCCUCCUCCCCCUCCCCCUCCUCCUCCUCCCCCUCCCCCUCCCCCUCCUCCUCCACCACUUCCUCCACCAACCUCACCUAAACCUGCUAUUCAUCCUAAGAAAAAAUUAACAGUUACAGCUCCAGUGACUCUAACUAUGACAGCUGCAUCUCUAGUCGACACUGUUACUACUAUAGAGACCACAGCUGUUCCAAGGAGUAAUGGAUUACCUAUAACAAAAAUAUGUACCACUGCACCUCCUCCAGUUCCUCCUAAGCCAUCUUCCAUUCCAUCUAGACUUGUAUUUACCCACAGACCUGAGCCAAGCAAACCUCCCAUUGCCCCUAAACCCCCCAUUACUCAGCACUCAGGGCCUACACCAAAACCAACAGAUUCCCACCCCAAACCAACAGGUUUGCCUUCAAAUAUGACAUUAAAUUUAGUCACUUCAGCAGAUUAUAAAUUGCCUUCCCCUACCUCCCCACUCUCCCCUCAUUCUAAUAAGUCCUCACCAAGGUUGUCCAAAUCCCUCAUGGAAACAUAUGUGGUUAUCACGCUGCCAUCUGAACCUGGGACUCCAACAGAUUCUUCUGGUCAGGCAAUUACCAGUUGGCCCCUAGGAUCGCCUCUCAAAGAUAUGAUCGCCACCGAACCUGUAUUUUCUGUAGUUCCUCCUAUCACAGCUCCAGAAAUGUCAUAUUCAUCACAACAGAGCCUGCGCAUCUCAGGAGCUUUGGAUACGUUUCCUGCCAUCCCUGUCGCAACACUAUCUUCCUGUCAAGCAGCCCCGAUUUCCAUUACACCUUUUCUUACAACUGAAGUUUCUAAGGCAGAGAUUCCAGCAGCCAGAAGUACAGUCCCUAGUGUCGGUCUCAGCAGCGUCUCUGUAACAAUUCCCCCAGAGCCUCUUGCUUUAGAUACCCUGCAUUUAGAAAAGCGUCAGCGUAAAGAAAACGGAAGGUUGCAGCUUAUCGGGGAUGCCAUGGAUUUGCGUACAGCACCAAAAGUAGAAGUUAAAGCGACUGAGAAAUGUAUGGAUCUUUCUGCUUCUGCAAUGGAUGUGAAAAGACAGACCUCGGGAAAAGAAGCUUAUGGGAGACAAAUCAGUGCCGUCCAACCCUCUAUUAUAAAUCUCAGUGCAACUCCAUCAGUCGUGACUCCAAUAUCCCUGGUCCCUGAGACAGUGACUGCUGUCACGUGCACAGCUAGUGCAAGCUAUACUGCAGGCCCGGAGAGCCUAGUGAGUGUAGAACAUGGAACAGCAACACCACUCCAGCUUACUACAGCAAAGCACACUGAACACCCUCACAGGAUACCAAGUGGCCAGUCCUUCCCUACAGUUAAGCAGGAAGCACCAAUGAACUUAUCUUUAAGCACUUCAGCACAGGCAAUGACACUGGCGACUGCAAAGCCAAUUACCGUGCCUCCUGUUGGUAUCACAAAUGGAUGGACUGAUAGCACCACAUCCCAGGGCCUCACUGAUGGAGAGGCAGUGGAUCUCAGUACAACAAAGUCUCACAGGACUCUUGUCACAAUGGAUGAAUCUACUUCAAGUGUGGUGACGAAAAUAAUAGAGGACGAUGAGAAGCCUGUUGAUCUGACUGCUGGGAGAAGAGCUGUAUGUUGCGAUGUAGUUUACAAAUUACCUUUCGGGAGGAGCUGCACAGCACAGCAGCCUGCAACGACUCUUCCUGAGGAUCGGUUUGGUUACAGGGAUGACCACUAUCAGUAUGACCGAUCGGGGCCAUACGGUUACAGAGGGGUUGGGGGAAUGAAGCCUUCCAUGUCUGACACUAAUUUAGCAGAAGCUGGACAUUUUUUCUAUAAAAGUAAGAAUGCUUUUGGUUAUUCAGGAGAAACUGAUGCAGCAGUAGAUCUAACUUCAGGGAGAAGUUCUACAGGUGAGGUAAUGGAUUAUUCAAGCAAGACUGCAGGUGCAUAUCCAGAAACACGACAAGUCAUUUCAGGAAUUGGGAUUAGUACCCCACAGUAUUCCACAGCCAGAAUGACGCCACCUCCAGGAUCCCAGUAUGGUGUGGGGAGUGUUUUGAGGUCAACUAAUGAUGUUGUCUAUUCUUCAGAGGCAACUCCAGUUCCCUCCACAUUUGCUAUCACCACACAACCUGGCUCCAUUUUCAGCACUACCGUGAGGGAUCUGGCUGGUGCGCACACAACUGAUGCAGUGACUUCAUUCUCCACCCUGCACCAGAGCCAGCCGAUGCCUAGAUCCUAUUUUCUAACAACAGGGGCAUCUGAAACAGACAUUGUAGUAACUGGUAUUGAUAUCAACGCCGGUCUACAAACUAUUACUAUGGAAACUCUCACCACUGAGACAGUAGACUCAGUUCCCACGUUAACCACAGCAUCUGAAGUGUUUUCCGAAGUGGUGGGAGAGGAAAGUGCUCUUUUAAUGGUCCCUGAAGAAGAUAAACAACAGCAGCAGCUGGACUUAGAGCGUGAGCUCCUGGAGCUGGAGAAAAUCAAGCAACAGCGUUUUGCUGAAGAGUUGGAGUGGGAGCGUCAGGAAAUUCAAAGGUACCGAGAACAGGAAAAGAUGAUGGUUCAAAAAAAGCUAGAGGAGCUGCAGUCUAUGAAGCACCACCUUCUCUAUCAGCAGGAAGAGGAACGUCAAGCCCAGUUCAUGAUGAGGCAGGAGACAUUAGCUCAGCAGCAGUUACAGCUGGAGCAGAUCCAACAGCUGCAGCAAAAGCUUCACCAGCAGCUGGAGGAGCAGAAGAUCCGCCAGAUCUAUCAGUACAACUAUGAUCCCUCUGGAACCGCUUCUCCACAAACCACGUCAGAGCAGGCGAUGCUGGAAGGGCAGUAUGCUGCCCCAGAAGGUGGUCAGUUUUGGGCAGCUGAGGAUGCAACCACCACAGCCUCAGCCGUUGUGGCGAUUGAAAUACCACAAAGCCAAGGAUGGUACACAGUUCAGUCCGAUGGCGUUACUCAGUACAUUGCCCCACCCGGCAUCCUGAGUACAGUUUCAGAAAUACCUCUAACAGACGUUGUUGUAAAAGAUGAAAAACAACCCAAAAAGAGAAGUUCUGGAGCUAAAGUCCGUGGACAGUAUGACGAGGCGGGGGAAACUAUGGCAGAGGACCCCCGCUGUUUUAAAAAAAUAGUAGACAGUGGUGUGCAAACCGAUGAUGAAGAUGCAGCAGAUCGGGGUUAUACGAGUAGGAGAAGGAAAACUAAAAGGAGUGUUGAUACAAGUGUCCAAACGGAUGAUGAAGAUCAGGAUGAAUGGGACAUGCCUGCUAGAUCAAGGAGAAAAACUCGUGUAGCAAAGUAUGGCGAUAGCACUACGGAGGCUGAGAAGACCAAAGCCCUUUCCAAAGUCUCCAGCAUAGGAGUCCAGACAGUGGCAGAGAUAUCUGUGCAAACUGAACCAGUUGGAACCAUAAGGACACCUUCGAUACGGGCGCACGCGGAUGCCAAGGUAGAAAUAAUUAAACACAUUUCAGCACCCGAAAAGACUUACAAAGGGGGCAGUUUAGGAUGUCAAACAGAAGCAGAUUCAGAAACACAGAGUCCUCAAUACUUGAGUGCCACAUCUCCACCCAAAGACAAGAAACGCCCAACACCUUUAGAGAUUGGUUAUUCAUCUCACCUUCGGCCAGAUUCCACACAACAGCUGGCUCCUUCCCCACCCAAAUCUCCAAAAGUCCUUUAUUCACCCAUCUCACCACUUUCACCAGGCAAAGCCUUAGAAUCAGCCUUUGUACCUUAUGAAAAACCCCUCCCUGAUGACAUAAGUCCACAGAAAGUACUGCAUCCAGACAUGGCUAAAGUUCCCCCAGCGAGUCCUAAGACAGCCAAGAUGAUGCAGCGGUCCAUGUCUGACCCCAAGCCUCUGAGUCCAACAGCAGACGAAAGUUCCAGGGCUCCUUUUCAGUAUACCGAGGGCUACACGACAAAAGGUUCUCAAACUACAACACCCUCUGGCACCCAGAAAAAAGUGAAGAGAACUCUGCCGAACCCACCUCCUGAGGAGACCUCCACAGGGACUCAGUCAACGUACAGCACAAUGGGCACAGCUUCCAGGAGAAGGAUCUGCAGAACCAACACAAUGGCACGCGCCAAGAUUCUCCAGGAUAUAGACCGAGAACUUGAUCUUGUAGAGAGAGAGUCUGCAAAACUUAGAAAGAAACAAGCAGAGCUUGAUGAGGAAGAGAAGGAGAUAGACGCCAAGUUACGGUACCUGGAAAUGGGAAUUAACAGGAGGAAGGAGGCACUGUUAAAGGAGAGAGAGAAGAGAGAGCGAGCCUACCUCCAGGGGGUGGCUGAGGAACGGGAUUACAUGUCUGACAGUGAGGUGAGCAGCACCAGGCCAUCCCGAGUAGAAAGUCAGCAUGGCCUAGAGCGACCGAGAACCGCUCCCCAAACCGAAUUCAGCCAGUUCAUACCCCCGCAAACCCAAACAGAAUCUCAGCUAGUUCCUCCUACGAGUCCUUACACACAAUACCAAUACUCGUCUCCUGCUCUUCCUACCCAGGCACCCACCCCGUACACCCAGCAAUCCCAUUUUCAGCAACAAACUCUGUACCACCAGCAGGUUUCACCUUAUCAGACUCAGCCAACCUUCCAAGCUGUGGCAACAAUGUCCUUCACACCUCAAGCUCAACCUACACCAGCCCCACAACCUUCUUACCAGUUACCGUCACAGAUGAUGGUGAUACAACAAAAGCCACGGCAAACUACGUUAUAUCUGGAGCCCAAGAUUACUUCAAACUAUGAGGUGAUUCGAAACCAGCCCCUGAUGAUAGCACCUGUUUCUACUGACAAUACAUACGCCGUUUCCCAUCUUGGUAGUAAGUACAAUAGCCUAGACCUGAGAAUGGGGUUGGAGGAGAGAAGCAGCAUGGCAAGCAGUCCAAUAUCAAGCAUUUCUGGAGAUUCCUUUUACGCAGAUCUUGACCACCACACUUCACGGAAUUUUGUCCUAAUUGAUGACAUUGGAGAGAUCGCCAAAGGAACAGCAGCGUUAACCACUGCAUUUAAUCUUCACGAAAAAGAUCUGUCCAAAACAGACCGCCUCCUUAGAACGACUGAAACACGGAGGUCUCAAGAAGUGACCGAUUUCCUAGCACCUCUGCAGACUUCCUCAAGAUUGCAUAGUUAUGUGAAAGCAGAGGAAGAUCCGAUGGAGGAUCCUUACGAGUUAAAGCUUCUGAAGCAGCAGAUUAAACAAGAAUUCCGUAGAGGGGCAGAGAACCUCGAUCACCUGGCCGGUCUUUCCCAUUAUUACCAUGGUGAUACCAGCUAUAGACAUUUUCCCAAAUCGGAAAAGUACAGCAUUAGUAGACUCACACUUGAAAAACAAGCAGCAAAACAACUUCCACCAGCCAUACUCUAUCAAAAGCAGUCCAAGCAUAAGAAAUCACUAAUUGAUCCUAAAAUGUCAAAAUUUUCACCCAUUCAAGAAAGCAGAGACCUUGAACCUGAUUAUUCAAGCUAUAUGACCUCUGGCACUUCUUCUAUUGGUGGAAUCUCUUCCAGAGCAAGGCUUCUUCAAGAUGAAAUCACUUUUGGCCUCCGAAAAAAUAUCACAGACCAACAAAAAUUUGUGGGAUCAUCUCUUGGCUCAGGACUGGGGACAUUAGGGAAUACCAUACGGUCAGCUCUGCAGGAUGAAGCGGACAAGCCAUACAGUAGUGGCAGCAGGUCCAGACCUUCUUCCAGACCUUCUUCUGUCUACGGGCUUGAUUUAUCAAUAAAAAGAGAUUCUUCCAGUUCUUCUCUAAGACUGAAAGCUCAAGAAGCUGAAGCUCUAGAUGUUUCCUUUGGUCAUGCAUCACCCUCUGGCAGAACUAAGCCUACCAGUUUGCCAAUUAGCCAGAGUAGAGGAAGAAUACCAAUCGUGGCCCAGAAUUCUGAAGAAGAAAGUCCACUCAGUCCUGUUGGCCAGCCAAUGGGAAUGGCCAGGGCUGCAGCUGGACCCCUGCCACCAAUAUCUGCAGACACCAGAGAUCAGUUUGGAUCAAGUCACUCAUUGCCUGAAGUUCAGCAACACAUGAGAGAAGAAUCACGGACUCGAGGCUAUGACCGUGACAUAGCUUUCAUCAUGGAUGACUUCCAACAUGCCAUGUCAGACAGUGAAGCCUAUCAUCUGCGUCGUGAAGAAACAGAUUGGUUUGACAAACCCAGGGAAUCUCGUUUGGAAAAUGGACAUGGUCUGGAUCGAAAACUGCCAGAAAGAUUGGUCCACUCUAGACCACUCAGUCAACAUCAAGAGCAAAUUAUACAGAUGAAUGGGAAGACUGUGCACUAUAUCUUUCCUCAUGCAAGGAUAAAAAUAACAAGGGACUCUAAGGAUCACACAGUUUCAGGUAAUGGAUUAGGAAUUAGAAUUGUGGGUGGUAAAGAAAUUCCUGGACACAGCGGAGAAAUUGGAGCGUAUAUUGCCAAGAUUCUUCCUGGGGGAAGUGCAGAACAGACAGGGAGACUUGCGGAAGGGAUGCAAGUUUUGGAAUGGAAUGGAAUUCCUUUAACUUCUAAAACAUACGAAGAAGUGCAGAGUAUCAUUAGUCAGCAAACUGGGGAAGCAGAAAUAUGUGUAAGACUGGACCUCAAUAUGCUCUCAGAUUCUGAAAAUCCCCAGCACCUGGAACUUCAUGAACCACCAAAAUCUGUGGAUAAAGCAAAGUCCCCAGGGGUGGAUCCUAAGCAACUGGCUGCAGAGCUCCAGAAGGUUUCGCUACAGCAGUCGCCGCUGGUUAUGUCCUCCGUCGUGGAAAAAGGAUCUCAUGCUCAUUCAGGCCCUACAUCAGCAGGAUCCAGUUCUGUCCCCAGCCCCGGGCAACCAGGGUCCCCCUCGGUGAGCAAAAAGAAACACAGCAGCAGCAAGCCUACUGAUGCAACAAAGGUUGUCUCUCAUCCAAUUACAGGAGAAAUUCAGCUUCAAAUCAACUAUGAUCUUGGCAAUCUCAUAAUACACAUUCUCCAAGCAAGAAACUUAGUCCCUCGAGACAACAAUGGUUAUUCUGACCCUUUUGUUAAAGUGUACCUUCUUCCAGGGCGAGGUCAAGUCAUGGUUGUCCAGAAUGCAAGUGCUGAAUACAAGAGAAGGACUAAAUAUGUUCAGAAAAGUCUUAAUCCUGAGUGGAAUCAAACAGUAAUUUAUAAAAGUAUCUCCAUGGAACAGCUCAAGAAGAAAACACUGGAGGUGACAGUCUGGGAUUAUGAUAGAUUUUCUUCUAAUGACUUUCUUGGUGAGGUAUUGAUUGAUUUAUCUAGCACAUCUCACCUCGAUAACACUCCCCGGUGGUAUCCGCUCAAAGAACAGACUGAAAGCAUUGAUCAUGGCAAGUCCCAUUCUGGUCAAAGCAGCCAGCAGUCCCCAAAGCCAUCUGUCAUCAAAAGCAGAAGCCAUGGUAUCUUCCCUGACCCGUCCAAGGACAUGCAGGUUCCCACCAUUGAGAAGUCCCACAGUAGUCCUGGCAGCUCGAAAUCCUCAUCCGAAGGCCACCUCCGCUCUCACGGACCGUCUCGCAGCCAAAGCAAAACCAGCGUCACCCAGGCCCACCUGGAAGACGCGGGGGCCGCCAUAGCCGCUGCCGAAGCCGCCGUGCAGCAGCAACGCCUUCAACCAACAAAGCCUACCAAUCACCGGCCUGCAGACAGCUCCGUGUCCACCGGCUCCUCAGGCAGCAGCUUUGGCAGUGGGUAUAGCGUGGACAGUGAAGGAAGCAGCAGCACUGCAGGGGAGACUAAUCUAUUUCCUAUUCCAAGGAUAGGGAAGAUGGGGCAGAAUGGGCAAGAUCCUAUGAAACAGCCAGGAGUUGGAGUGGGCCUAUCAGACACUGAAGUUAAAACUCAGGUAAUGGGAGAAAUCAAGAUUGCCUUGAAGAGGGAAAUGAAGACAGAUGGUGAACAGCUAGUAGUUGAAAUUCUCCAAUGCAGAAAUAUCACCUACAAAUUUAAAUCUCCUGAUCAUUUACCAGAUUUAUAUGUGAAAAUAUAUGUGAUGAACAUUUCUACCCAAAAAAAGGUGAUCAAGAAAAAAACAAGAGUAUGUAGACACGAUCGAGAGCCUUCAUUCAAUGAAACUUUUCGAUUCAGCCUAAGUCCUGCUGGACAUUCUCUUCAGAUUUUACUUUUCUCCAACGGAGGGAAAUUUAUGAAAAAGACCUUGAUUGGUGAAGCCUGUGUCUGGCUUGACAAAGUGGAUCUCAGAAAAAGAAUAGUCAACUGGCACAAACUUUUGGUCAGUUCUACUCAAACCCAUUGA